Chiloscyllium plagiosum (whitespotted bambooshark) is the source of this 2343-nucleotide messenger RNA. It is a transcript of the gene fam43b, whose product is annotated as family with sequence similarity 43 member B. Lineage: Eukaryota; Metazoa; Chordata; Chondrichthyes; Orectolobiformes; Hemiscylliidae. The record is from RefSeq and is a predicted model, not a curated record.
GGAAGGAGGAUGCAGUGGAGUGACUGGGAAACAGGAGAGCAGGGUUUGAAAUUGAGUUUCCAAAGGCAAGCAGUAGAGCUGAGUGAUGAGCAGAGGGUAAUGAGAAGGACCUGGUGCCAUGGAGACUGAGAUUUCCCAGUGUGGGAGGGAACCUGGCCUACCGCAACUGCAGCCAGCGAUUGUGAGGGUGAUACAGAACUCAGGGAGGGUUUGAGCUCUGGAUACCCGAGGGUGCGGACAGACACACACACACAAACCGGAGCGGGAGUGGGCUGGAGCGGAGAGCUCCGGAUUUAAGUUGACCUCGGCAGCAGUUGGCGAAUCCCGGAGACUAGGAACCUCGUGAAAACCCUGGGAAACCAGUGCAUUGGACAAGCGCCUACAUCUGAUAGCCAUCAACCCGGAGCCGCUGCAACGGGAAUCGAGCAGAUCCCAUUGGGAUCCCUGAAUCACAGAGACUGGAUCAUUCCCCCUGAUUACCCAGCGGCAAGUGAAGCCGGACACUGUCAGAUUCCCGGUUCCUCCCUGUUUAUUCAAGCGGAACCUGUCCAUGGAAUUCCAUCCAAACUCGGAGCGGUUCCCUGGGAAUGGAGACCGCGCUCUGGGAAAGCCUUCCUGCUCUCAGGAAGUUUGCAAUCCGGGCAAACUUUAAGGAGCAGCUCUCCGGUUACAGCGGGACCAUUCGGCCCGUCCGGCUCAUCCUAGGUUGAGCGGAAGGGCAGGGAAACCGAGAGAGGGCUCCCCCCGGGGCCGGCUGGGGUUAUAUUCCCGGGAAGGUGCGGGGUUGGGGUGAGGAUGUGAGGAUGCUCCAGGAGCUGCUGGAAGAACCGAGCUCCUCCCCUCCCCUCCCCUCACCGUCCCCGUGAGCAGGCGGUUCCUGAGCGGCGGAGGGAGGCGGGGACUCAGUGCAGCAGCAGCAGCAGCGGCGACGGCACUCUCUGUGUCUCUGUACACCAUGCUGCCCUGGAGAAAGAGCAAGCUGGUCCUGUUGGAUGAGGAAAACCAGGCGAAGGCGAAGAGUUUACCGGGCGGCGGUUUGAGCUACAGCUCGCUGCUGUCCUCCUUGGUGCGGGCAUGUCCUGGCAUUUGGCCUCAGUGCCCGCUGCCCAGGCUCGGUACCAUGUUCAGGAGCAGGCGGCAGAAGCUGCAGCUGACCCGGGACGCCCCGAGCUACACGGUCUGGUACCUGGGUAACGCAGUGACCUUCACCGCCCGGGGGGAAGGCUGCACCGAGCAGGCAGUGGCCAGAAUCUGGGCACGGUGUGAGCAGGGCACGGCGGGCACCAAGAUGAAGCUCACCAUUGGCCCCCACGGCAUCCGGAUGAGGCAGGCGGAAUACAAAUGCAAACAGAGCGGCCACUUGUACCUUCUGCACCGGAUCACGUACUGCGCGGCGGACGGGCAGCGGCGGCGGGUGUUAGCUUGGGUUUACCGGCACCAGGUGAAGCACAAGGCGGUGGUGCUGCGAUGCCAUGCGGUGCUGCUGUGUAAAGCCGCCCGGGCCCAGGAACUAGCGGCUCAGCUCCAGCAGCUCUCCCGCUCCGCCUUCGCCGACUUCAAGCGGCUCAAACGGCAGGACGAUGCCCGGCACCGGCAGCAGCAGCGGCUCGGCCAGGGCAUGGUGCCCCUGGUGCCCAUCAGGAAGCUCCUCAACAGCCAGUGCCCAUACCGACCUCCCCUGGAGCGGGCCCGGAGCGGCCUCAGGUUAAUGCCCAUCGCUGAGGAUGUGACCGGGGAGGAGCAGGAGGAGCGCGGGCUGGAGCCUGGCACUGACUCUGGGAUCACCAACGUGUGCCACCAACUCAGCUCCUGGCACAUCGACCCCUCCCUGCACCAGCCACCCCGCCUGUACCCUCUCCCCUUGGGCCAGGCACUAGGCACAGCCCGGGAGCGGGUGGACUGAGAGGGUGGGGAGGGGGGACAGAGGGAGAGGGAGAUGGAGAGGGGUCUGUCAGUCUCCUGCCCUCCCGGGGGGUAGGGGGAAACGGCCCUGGGCACUAUGGGACCCACCCCCUGCAACAACCCGCGGGUGGGAUAGCAGAGCAAGGGCUGAACUCCCCCAAACCCCCUCAGCCACAGCAGCGGAGUUGGGGGAAGGGAGGUGGUACCUGUUGAGAGCCGGGUAAAGGGAAGGGGCAGAUUGCAAUAAGCCGGGGGUGGGGGAGGGGGGAACCGGCCACCCACCCUCGUGGUAAGGAAUAUUCACCCACAUUGUCUCUCUCCACCCCCGUGGCCCAAACCGACAAAUAGACUAAUAUAUAAUCCACUUGGUGAAAGUGAGGACUGCAGAUGCUGGAGAUCAGAGUCUAGAUUAGAGUGGUGCUGGAAAAACACAGCAGGUCA